AUGCGUUUCUUUGCCCUCGCCACUGCUGUAUCGCUCGCCGCCGUUGCGCGUGCUGACGUUACGACCAUCUUUGAGACGUACGGCGAGUGCCAGAGCGACGUCAUUACGACCGUCCCGCUCACCGUCGCGGCUACGACUACGACUGUCACGACCACGCUCCCAUUGACGACCACCGUGAGCGUGUACCCGGGCGUAAAUAAGGCUCGGGAGGUCUUCCAGCCCGAGAUCACCCCCUUCCCCAAGCGUGGCUCUGAGCUAGAGCAGCGCGACCUCACGGAGAUCCACUCUUGGGUAUGCACUGGCACCUUUACCGAGACGCACUACUACUACUCGGAAGUCACGACGCCUGGCACAGCCACGACGACUGCUACCGCUUUCGAGUCGACUAGCACGUACACCUUAUGCAUCCCCGGCCACAUCUGCGUCGGGUGA
Molecule: messenger RNA, 432 nt
Organism: Peniophora sp. CBMAI 1063
Lineage: Eukaryota; Fungi; Basidiomycota; Agaricomycetes; Russulales; Peniophoraceae
Source: the annotation of a GenBank genome assembly